Didymodactylos carnosus is the source of this 1327-nucleotide messenger RNA. NCBI's taxonomy places the organism in Eukaryota, Metazoa, Rotifera, Eurotatoria, Philodinida, Philodinidae. The record is from the annotation of a GenBank genome assembly.
AGUUAGAGAGCAUUCGUCGAGAAUAUCCGGAAAAGGAUAAUUGCUAAUGCGAAUGUACAUAAUUGGAUUGACAAUAGUCAGCGACGUUCGCCUACAUCAACAAUAACUUCAAGUAAAGAAGAAACCACAUACAAUGAAGAUAAUGAUGAAGAAGAGGCUGCACAUUUUUCACCGAGAAGUACACCUACGACGACAUUUAAUGUACCACGUAAUCGUAAACUAAUUCUAUCGUCAUCUGAUUUCAAACAGAGUUUAUGUGAACUAGAAAAUAGAAAUCAUCAUAAAAUUACAGUGAAUGACAUGCCAUUUCAACAACAACAACAAGAACUAGUUGAAGUUAGGGAUGUUACGAACCCGAACCUACGUUCGAAGUUCGGCUUCGUACGGUUCGAGUCCGAGAUCGUUCAGAAGUUCGAAUUCGACUUUAAAUUAACGUUAACGCGAAUUUAGCAGCAAGGCUGACUCGACACGGCUCGUAGAACAUACCUGGAACUUUUUUGAUACUGCAAGUCUUGAACGGAUAUAAUUUCUCAUCUUCUGCCCCCAGUUUCAUGGUGCUUAAUGAAUUAGUAUUGCCUCUAGGAACCAGUGUCUCACACAGGCUGCAACCUGCAACAAUGGGUCAUUUUCAAAACAACCUGGGUUCGUCUAUAUGAUCAUAAUAUUUAACCUUUUAAGAUAUUCUACAUGUUUAAUCUAUCACAUAUAACAGUCUUAUAUCAAACAUUUGUUUCUCUCUCAUGGAGCAGACGUCCACUUUAGAUAUGGUCGGGACCUACAACUUUUUUUUCCUGAACCGAAUCGGGACCAACACUAGAACGAAGAUGUGUUUCGGCUAGAGAUGAGAUGAAAGUGUUUCGAUAGUCUUUUUCGUUCCAUUCUGAAAGUGACGCGUUAUUAUAGGUUUGUUAUUUUCUGUCGUCUAUCGUAUAUAUUUCCUUAGUGAUAGGCGAUUAUUGUUUAUAUAGUUUGUAGUUUGCUCUAAUGCAUAGGCGAUAGUCGUUUAUCCAUGCGAUAGCCGCUUAUUCUUAGCUAGUAGAAGAAGAGAAAGACAAUAAGUUUUAUCGAUAAACAGCAAACUACAGUAGAAGAGCAAACCAUUGUUACGAACUGACAUUGGCUAUUCAUUAACCGGAGAGUUUCAGACACAUAGAAAUACUAUUUGGCACAUACAAACAUGCAAAAUAAUAACAUUCUCAGCAAGCAAAUCACUGAGUUUUACACAUAAAGAAAUCUGUUCAAAAAUUUGCCUCACGAGGGAACCUCUCCCCAUGGUGCUUUGUUGCUGAGAUACUGAAGUUUUAGUCAGUUUUUGCCUAUAGAGCUU